CUGAGAUGAAAGUUGGAGUUAGUCAGAGCUGCGAUGAAGACAAAUCUGUUUCUGUCUGAAAGAAAAUAAAAAAGUUCAUCUGUUUUUUUGGUUUUUUUUUCAGUACUGAGGUCAGACAUGUCUGUCAGCAGCAAGAAGAGCUCUGAGGUUCAGUUUCUCUGCUCCAUCUGUCUGGAUGUGUUCACUGAUCCAGUCUCCACACCAUGUGGACACAACUACUGCAAGAACUGCAUCACUCAACACUGGGAUGUUAAUGAUGUGUACAAUUGUCCCUUAUGUAAAGAGGUCUUUCACUAUAGACCUCAGCUGAAGGUCAACACCUUCAUCAGGGAGAUGUCUGAUCAGUUCAGACGUGAAGCUCAGCAGGAAGCCAGCAGCAGCAGUUCAGAGCAACAAGCUGCCAAACCAGAUGUUCCCUGUGACGUCUGCACUGGAACCAAACUGAAGGCCCUGAAGUCCUGCCUGGUGUGUUUGGCCUCCUACUGUCAGACUCACUUGGAGCCUCAUCAGACAUGUUCACGUCUGAAAAGACAUCAGCUGAUGGAGCCUGUGGAGAACCUGGAGGACAGGAUGUGUAGGAAGCACGAUAAACCUCUGGAGCUGUUCUGUAGGACCGACCAGACAUGUGUCUGCAUGCUCUGCUCUGUUUUAGACCACAAGACUCAUGAGCUUGUUUCUCUGAGAGAAGAAUCUGAAGGAAAGAAGGCAGAGCUGGGGAAGACAGAGGCUGAAAUCCAGCUGAUGAUCCAGAAGAGGCGACUGAAGAUUCAGGAGCUGAAAGAGUCGAUGAAGAUCAGUAAAGAUGCUGCAGACAGAGAGACAGCAGAAGGUGUUCAGGUCUUCACUGCUCUGAUAAAAUCCAUUCAGAGAGGUCUGUACCAGCUCGUAGAGACGAUCCAAGACAAGCAGAAAACUACAGAGAAACAGGCUGAAGACUUCAUCAAAGAUCUGGAACAGGAAAUCUCUGAGCUGAUGAAGAGGAGCUCUGAGGUGAAACAGCUCUCACGCUCUGAAGACCACCUCCACCUCCUCCAAAGCUUCUCGUCCCCAAAAGCUGCUCCACCCACCAAGGACUGGACAGAGGUCCGAGUCCAUCCACCAUCAUAUGAAGGGACUCUGAAGAGAGCGGUACAUCAGCUGGAGGAGUCACUCAGGACCCAGAUGAAGAAGUUGCUCGCUGAGUCUGAGCUGAUGAAGGUCCAGCAGUAUGCAGUGGAUGUUACUCUGGACCCUGAUACAGCACAUCCAGACCUCAUCCUGUCUGAUAAUGGAAAACAAGUUCGCUGUGGUGCUGUGAGGAAGAAUCUUAAAGAUAAUCCCGAAAGAUUUUCUCAGUGUACCGGCGUUUUAGGACGUCAGAGUUUCUCUUCAGGAAGAUUCUACUUUGAGGUUCAGGUUAAAGGAAAAUCUGGUUGGGAUUUAGGAGUCGCCAGCGAGUCCAUCAACAGGAAGGGAAACGUCAGACUGAGUCCUCAGGAUGGUUUCUGGACUGUCUGGUUGACUGAUGGAACUGAGUACAAAGCUAUCGGCAGUCCUCCAGUCCGUCUCCAUCUCCAGUCUGUUCCUAAGAAGGUGGGGGUGUUUGUAGACCAUGAGGGGGGUCUGGUCUCCUUUUAUGAUGUAAAUACUGCAGCUCUGAUCUUCUCCUCUACUGGCUGUUGCUUCACUGACAAACUCCACCCGUACUUUGGUCCUGGUCUGAAUGAUGGCGGUGAAAACUCAGCUCCUCUGAUCAUCUGUCCUGUCAGUCACUCAGUCUGAUGCUUUUUCUAGAGAAGCUCCAUGAAGACUGGAUCUGUUUCAUAAAAAUGUUCAUUCUGAGCGUCUCUGUAGGUGAAGUUCUACUAGUGGAGUGAUGAGGCUGUAAAUGUCCUCAUCAACAAGUCACCAGUUCACGUCUGGAUUCUUCUGCAGCUCAUUCCACUUCUGUCUGUCUCCAUCUUUCAUUUUUAACCUUUAAUCAUCAUUUUUAUCUUAAUGUGAUCCAUUGUUGAUGGUCAGAAGCCUCAACAAGUUCAGACAUUAUCAAAACACCACUGGAUUAAUAAUCUCAGUGGAUAAAUUCACAUCUUUAAGUCUGGAUGUAAAAUAUUUUACCUGACAGUGAUGUUAAAUCUUGUGCAGCAGUUUUCUAUUCUCACUUUAAAGUCAUGUCAUUCAAUCAUUCUGUUGUAGAAAACAAGUUGUAGAAAAUAAGAAGUCAUUAUAUCACCCUGAUACUGACGUCCAUGAAGCAUGAACAUGAACUUGUGACUGUGAUUAAUGCUGGUUGUGAAAUAAAACGUCAUAUUGAAG
This is a messenger RNA of Melanotaenia boesemani (Boeseman's rainbowfish), 2295 nucleotides long. RefSeq names its product E3 ubiquitin-protein ligase TRIM21-like. The record is from RefSeq and is a predicted model, not a curated record. Lineage: Eukaryota; Metazoa; Chordata; Actinopteri; Atheriniformes; Melanotaeniidae. Gene Ontology annotation, molecular function: zinc ion binding; protein binding. Bases 118 to 1761 code for a protein of 547 amino acids. The transcript has 2 exons.